AUGUCUCUUGUUUAUUAUGAAGUAUCUAGACUUAAUUUAUCCAGUGAAGAUAAAACAGCACUCCGUUUCAUUUUCACUAAUAAUUCAAAAAUAAAAGAAGAGGUAAAUACAGUUCUUAUGACAAUCGAAAAUGAUGAUGAAAAGAUUAGUUAUUUGAGCAAAUUUUUACAAGAACAUGGCAAGAUCGGUAUGUUCAAUCAUCUCGAAGUAGCAAAGGUUGAGGAUUUGUACUCACGUUGGGGAGGGAUUCCUCGAUUCAUCUUAGAAAAGGCUCUAGAUAAUUUUCAGCAAAAUCAUCUUGAAGAUGCAAUUAGCAAAUGUAAUGCUAGAUUAUUAGAAUUUGUUGGGGACAAUUACCACACCGACGAUAUCAACUACAUUAAAAAAUUUUUACUAUUUGCGUCUGAAUGGGUGGCUGAAAAAGUGAUGGACAAACUUGAAAGGAAUUACAAUCAACAGUUAAGGAAUUUUGUGACAGCAAGCUCGUCAGAAAAUGAAUACAGUUCGCUUCAGGGCGUCAUAUUCGAACAAAUCGCGCAUCGAAUUAUACAAAAGGGAGGAUCAUUUUAUACUCGUUCUUUAGAAUCUGACUUCACAAGUACGAUUGAAAUUCCAGAACGGAUUAAGCUAUUGUUUAAUGACAUUAAUAAGAUCGAGGAGGGCAAGUACUGUCAACCGAUUCAGAAGAAUUUUUCAUCUAUUGAUGCAAUUGUUGCACCUCAUAAACUCUUUCAGAUGACCGUGUGCAGGAAUCAUCCUAUUAAUGUGAAUGGCAUGAAAAAGCUUGUUGAAAAGUUGGGUGGGAAGUCGGGAACAAAUCAUAUAUAUUUUUAUUUUGUCUUACCAAAAGAUUUAUACGAUAAUUACCAAGCACAGCCCUUUUAUACUAACGACCAAACUGUUGCUAAGAGGAUACCAUGUUGGAUUACUAAUCGUGUUAAGCAAUACGCAUUGAAGAUUGACUUGAGUUCCUGGUGA
Molecule: messenger RNA, 978 nt
Organism: Racocetra fulgida
Lineage: Eukaryota; Fungi; Glomeromycota; Glomeromycetes; Diversisporales; Gigasporaceae
Source: the annotation of a GenBank genome assembly